Messenger RNA from Cydia amplana, 868 nucleotides. It is a transcript of the gene Nelf-E, whose product is annotated as negative elongation factor E. Gene Ontology annotation, biological process: negative regulation of transcription elongation by RNA polymerase II. The coding region runs from base 44 to 850 and encodes 268 amino acids. The transcript has 4 exons. The record is from RefSeq and is a predicted model, not a curated record. Lineage: Eukaryota; Metazoa; Arthropoda; Insecta; Lepidoptera; Tortricidae. Gene Ontology annotation, cellular component: NELF complex.
AUAUUUUUUGUAUAUUGUAUUAGUUUCUCGAGUGAAACACAACAUGGUGUAUUUACAUUUCCCUUCUAACCUUACCGAGGAAGAACUUAUGCUACAAGCGAAAUACCAGAAAUUAAAGAAAAAGAAAAAAGCACUUCAAGCUCUCAAGGCACCCAAACAGGAGCCAGAGAAGCCAGUUCUUCCAAAACGGCCGACUGAAGCUCGCGACGCUCGAGAAAUAGCACGAAAGUUGAUAAAAAGCGGAGCUAUACAGGCUAUCAAGAGCCCGCCACCUCAACCACAGAAUGCUAGCUUCAAGAGACCACGAGCAGGAAGAGAACGCAAGCUGAGUGGAUCUACUGGGGCUGCUGGUGGAGUAGCUUCAUAUCAGCCUUUCAGCGCAUCUCAAGAACCCCCACCUCCGGAAGAGAAGCCUACUCCCAAAGUCAAAUAUUUAUAUGAUUCAUUUGUCACAGCAAGAGACAAGGAAGAAAAAGGCCCACGCAAUCCACCUGGAAGUGAAACCGCAGGAAGUGCAACCACUGCACCCGCUGCAAGGAGUUGCACACUGCAAGUGGCAGGCACUCGGAUAACAGAAGAAGUUAUUCGUCGCCGCCUUGUCAGCCAUGAGCCAUUCACUUAUACUCAAGAAGCUGAUGAAGACAAGGUGUUUUUGACAUUUGACACAGCGGAUGUAGCCGCGCUCGCCCUCACGGCUCUCGACGGGAACGAGGAGGGCUGGCGAGUGACCACCACGCGGCGGCCCCCGCAGACCUCUGGCUCGUGGGCCCCGGCAGCGUCGCCGCGGAAUCCCCCGCCGCCUAAAGAUGCUAAACGAAAUCUCCUCGUCUAUGAAGAUAUCUUUGAUUAAUAAACUAUUUCAGAAUUU